Molecule: messenger RNA, 1875 nt
Organism: Punica granatum (pomegranate)
Lineage: Eukaryota; Viridiplantae; Streptophyta; Magnoliopsida; Myrtales; Lythraceae
Source: RefSeq, a predicted model, not a curated record
ACAUCAAUUUCAUUCCGGCGAAUCAAACUUAAGUUAAGGGUCUAUUAAGAUGACAUGUUUGGGAGAAGAGCCAAAGUUCCAAAAGUUCCCUUCUCAUUUUCUCGUUUAUUUUUUUUUGCCAAAUAUGCAGAUUAGAGAAAGACAUUUCCACGUCAUCCCGGUGUAGUGAUUUUAGUUCUUUGAGUUGAGGGGGAGCUCUCUCCACCUAUCAUUCAGAUUCUGUCACGAUGGGGAGCCAAAGCAGAGCUAUUAUCAUCAGUACCUCCAAAUUUCCGCCUCAAGCUCUCUUCUUCUUCCUCCUCCUCCUCUCCCCCGAAAAUCCCGAUCCCCCGCCGCCGCCGGUUCACUCUCUCGCCGGAGAACCGAGUCAUUUCGUGACCCAGAGAGAAUGUCCCUUUCUCUCUCCUCCUCCAAUGCCCUCAGCUUUCAGAACCAGCCCAUCAGAAGAACACCCAAUUAUUCAAGAACCACCCCUCUCUGCCCCCACUUCAUCAGCCGGCAGCUUCAGGUGAGCUUGCCCUCCAACGAGUUCCCCAUUUCACAUGUAAAGCCGGGUGCUUUCUUCAAGCUUAGACAAGAAAGGCUCGACCCGGUUACAGCUUCGUCGGCCGCUGUCGAACCCGACACCGCCCCUGCUGCUGCUCCUGCUCCUUUCAGGAGCAAGAACCCUCAAGACAUUAACGUUCUGGUGGUGGGCUCCACCGGGUACAUCGGGAAGUUCGUGGUGAAGGAGCUGGUGAAGAGGGGUUUCAAUGUCAUAGCGGUUGCCAGGGAGAGGAGUGGCAUUAGGGGCAAGAAGAGCAAGGAUGAGACGCUGAAUGAGUUGAAAGGGGCCAAUGUGUGCUUCUCUGAUGUGACAAGUUUGGAUCUUUUGGAGAAGUCCGUGGAGAGCCUCGGGUCCCGGAUCGAUGUCGUGGUUUCCUGCCUCGCCAGCAGGUCGGGCGGGGUGAAAGAUUCUUGGAAGAUCGACUACGAGGCGACGAAGAACAGUCUCAUGGCGGGGAGGAACUACGGGGCCUUGCACUUUGUGUUGCUCUCUGCGAUUUGUGUUCAGAAGCCGCUUCUUGAAUUUCAGCGGGCCAAGCUGAAGUUCGAGGCGGAAUUGAUAGAGGAAGCAGAGAAGGAUAAGGGGUUUACUUACAGUAUCGUGAGGCCGACGGCGUUCUUCAAGAGCCUUGGAGGACAGGUUGACUUGGUGAAGGAGGGGAAGCCUUAUGUGAUGUUCGGGGAUGGGAAGCUCUGCGCUUGCAAGCCCAUAAGCGAGCCCGACCUGGCUUCUUUCAUUGCUGAUUGUGUUCUGAGCGAAGAUAAGAUCAACAAGGUCUUGCCAAUCGGUGGGCCCGGGAAAGCCCUGACUCCGCUCGAGCAAGGGGAAAUGCUGUUCAGACUACUGGGAAAGAAGCCCAAGUUCUUGAAAGUGCCGAUCGAGAUCAUGGACUUUGCAAUCGGGGUGCUCGAUUUCUUGGUCAAGAUCUUCCCGUCGCUGGAGGAUGCAGCUGAGUUUGGGAAGAUAGGGAGAUAUUAUGCAGCUGAGAGUAUGCUGUUAUUGGAUCCCGAGACUGGGGACUACAGCGCCAAGAAGACGCCAAGCUAUGGGAAGGACACAUUAGAGGAGUUCUUCGAGCGGGUGAUCAGGGAAGGGAUGACAGGUCAGGAAUUAGGGGAGCAAACUAUCUUUUGAUUGCUGGAAAUUUCGCCGGUGGAAUAUCCUUUUUGUAAACUGAUUCAUGCUUCGGGACACAGUUUCAAUCCGGUUCUGAAAUGAAGCUGUUUUACAUAAAAAUUGUAGUGAGGAUAUGUUCAUAGAGAUAUUUACUGACCAUAAUAUUUGAAAACAUGUUCUUGUCCAUGAUCUCAUGAGCUUUCUCAGUGCUA